AACCUUUUUCAUAGUCAGAACUACACGAAGGUUGUAUAUGUUCAUACUAAAAUUAAAAAAGUUAUAAAUAUACCGUGGUAACUUUAUGACAUUGUAGUUGAAGUACAAUAUAAAUAAAAGUAAAAUAUUAUCCUUGUAAGCAAUUAAUUAAUUCUUAAUUAACAUUAAAUACAAAUGAAGAGUUUAUCAAAGUGGCGGUGCUGCGAAGUAGAAACGAUGUGCGGUCGUAGCCUAAAAGAAGGUGUCAUGUUCGUGGGGCUGUCUUCUUUGUUAAUAUCCGUUGUACUAUUAGUUUCCUCUGUUGGAUUUCUGUUGAGUAUCACAAGAUCUGAUAGCUUGUAUAACACACAACCCAUGGUCGCUGUCAACUUUAUUUUCACUCUAGUGGCAUCCUGUCUCUCCCUAUAUCAGAUUGUAAUAUCGGUACUGCUCGUUUGGCAAGCAAGACAGAUCAAAAGCAAUAUAUUUCUGUGCUCUCUGUGGUACGUAUCUCACUUAUCAUUGCUGACGAUAUACUGCUUGCUGUUCAGUUCCAAGAUCGUCGUCUACUGCCUCAAGAAACAUUACUUCGCAGCCGCAAUCACUAUAGCUAUUGGUAUCUUUUACGAAGUUACAUUUAUAUACUUUGCGAUCGUCGUCAACAGUUACCUACACUCACUGAAUCAGGAGAGAUAUCUUUAACGUUUAAGUGUAAUAGCUUUAUUAGGCUGUGAUUAAAUAUGAAGAAUUAUGUUUUAUUUUAUAUAAUAUUAGAGGUUAUAUGCAUACAUUUAAUUGUAAUAUUUUAUUGAAUGAAAUAUGUUGUAUAUA
Messenger RNA from Danaus plexippus (monarch butterfly), 810 nucleotides. RefSeq lists its product as uncharacterized. NCBI's taxonomy places the organism in Eukaryota, Metazoa, Arthropoda, Insecta, Lepidoptera, Nymphalidae. The transcript has 4 exons. The coding region runs from base 175 to 681 and encodes 168 amino acids. The record is from RefSeq and is a predicted model, not a curated record.